Molecule: messenger RNA, 750 nt
Organism: Anthostomella pinea
Lineage: Eukaryota; Fungi; Ascomycota; Sordariomycetes; Xylariales; Xylariaceae
Source: the annotation of a GenBank genome assembly
AUGUCGCCUCUUACGAGCGGACUUCUCGCAGCCUUCGCGUUCGCCGCAUCUGCCCUAGGUCACGGCUAUGUGACAACUUUUACCACUGACGGGAAACCAAACCAGGGAUUCCUGUUGGACUAUUACUACGACAAGGUCAACUCAGGUUCAUUCCCGGACAUUGCAGCGUGGUAUGCAGAGAACUUGGACAGUGGCUUCGUAGCACCCGACGCAUACGGGACUACCAAUAUCAGCUGCCACAAAAACGCGGCUCCUGGUGCCCUUACCACGACAGUCAGCGCAGGAGGCAGCAUCACCUUCCAAUGGCCCGCCAACUGGGCUCACCCAUACGGGCCCAUCCUGACAUACGUCGCGGCGUGCAAUGGCGACUGCAGCAAAGCGGACAAGUCCAGCCUCAGCUGGGUCAAGAUCGAUGCAGUCGGAAUUGACUACACCACCCAGACUUGGGCUUCUCAGACAUUGAUCAACCAGGCCGGGAAAUGGACGACCAAGGUCCCCUUGUCGCUCAAGGCCGGGAACUAUGUCUUUAGACAUGAGAUCAUUGCCCUGCACGGAGCUUCAACACUCAACGGUGCACAGAACUAUCCCCAGUGCUUCAACAUUGCCGUCACUGGCUCUGGAAGUAGUUCUCUUCCCUCAGGAACUUUGGGUGUCAAUCUCUACAAGAACACAGACCCUGGCAUCUAUCUCAAUCCCUACGUGACCAUCACCAGCUACGCCAUGCCAGGGCCAACUCUGUGGACUGGCUAG